GGCUGUGCCUAUAGGCUGUCACCGGGAGAACGGUCCUGUUAAUUGCACUGCUCAGUCACGGAAGGGAGAGAGAGGAGGAGGAGGUACAGAGAGAGGAAGAGAGGAGCAGACACAGAGAAGCCAAAGAGAGAGAGAGAGAAAACUUUAAUUUAUAGAAGAGGUUUGCUCAAACAAUGAUCGCGGAGUGCACAUGGAUUCGGUAGAACUUUCGCUCCCUGAGUGUUUUUCCCUGCACUCCGAACAACAAAUGAAUUUAUCAAAGGCCCAAGUUAAUAGCGAAGAUAAGUACGCCAAAUGCAGCGCUUGGAGAACACAACAGCAAUACGACAUCGAAGCCAGUCACAUGCGUGAUGCACAUGCUCUAUAUAACCAAAGGCUGCUCUGCAGAAUGUCCAGCAAGGACCGCCACAUUGAGUCCAGUUGCCCCUCCUACAUAAAGACGGAACCUUCCAGCCCUGCCUCACUGACGGACAGCGUAAAUCACCACAGCCCCGGCGGCUCUUCAGACGCCAGCGGUAGCUACAGCUCGACCAUGAACGGCCAUCAGAAUGGUCUGGACUCACCCACUCUUUACGGCCCAACCGGUGCUCUGGGUCCCAGCGGUGCCGGAGCCAAGCGUUACGAGGACUGCUCAAGCACUAUCACGGAGGACUCACAGAUUAAAUGCGAGUACAUGCUGAACUCCAUGCCCAAGCGCCUAUGUCUGGUGUGUGGGGAUAUCGCCUCCGGCUACCAUUAUGGUGUCGCAUCCUGCGAGGCCUGCAAGGCCUUUUUCAAGAGGACCAUUCAAGGAAACAUUGAGUACAGCUGCCCCGCCACCAAUGAAUGUGAGAUCACCAAACGCAGAAGGAAGUCCUGCCAAGCCUGCCGCUUCAUGAAGUGUCUGACCGUUGGCAUGAUGCGAGAAGGCGUUCGACUGGACCGUGUACGUGGUGGAAGACAGAAGUACAAACGCCGGAUAGAUGCAGAAAACAGCCCCUAUUUGAACCCUCAACUGUCUCUGCCACCAAAAAAGCCAUUCCCCUUUGGCUGCCUUGCAGAUAACAAGAUUGUGUCUCACUUGCUGGUGGCGGAGCCUGAGAAGAUCUAUGCCAUGCCUGACCCCACCGUGCCCGACAGCGACAUCAAAGCCCUGACCACGCUCUGCGACCUGGCAGACAGGGAACUGGUGGUCAACAUUGGCUGGGCCAAGCAUAUCCCAGGGUUUUCCACACUUUCGCUGGCGGACCAGAUGAGUCUUCUGCAAAGCGCGUGGAUGGAGAUCCUGAUCCUGCGUGUAGUCUACCGCUCGCUGUCUAUUGAGGACAAGUUGGUCUACGCUGAAGACUACAUCAUGGAUGAGGACCAGUCCAAGCUGGCUGGCCUGCUAGACCUGAACAACGCCAUUCUUCAGCUGGUGAAGAAGUACAAGAGCAUGAAGCUGGAGAAGGAGGAGUUUGUCACUCUUAAAGCUAUAGCCCUGGCUAACUCAGAUUCCAUGCAUAUAGAGGACGUGGAAGCAGUGCAGAAGCUCCAGGAUGUGUUGCAUGAGGCCCUGCAGGACUACGAGGCGGGCCAGCACGUGGAGGACCCGCGCCGGGCCGGCAAGCUGCUCAUGACCCUACCGCUGCUCCGGCAAACGUCCACCAAGGCAGUGCAGCACUUCUACAGCAUCAAACAGGACGGCAAAGUGCCCAUGCACAAACUGUUUCUGGAGCUGCUGGAGGCCAAGGUCUAACUCUGUGCCCAGUCCCACGUUAUACCAACAGAGAGCUGUAGGGUGUACGUCACUGCCUGCACCCCUUCACCAGGCAGACACUGACUAACUCUCUGCCGCUGUUCGUGAAACCUUUGUCUAUAAACAUUAACAAAUAAUAACUAAAAACAUAACCGUAAUGGUACUUCUAAUUACUGACAAUGAGACAUAAAUAUAAGAUGAAUUUAGAAUGGGAUUAUUGAGAAAAGUAUGAAGUGGAAAAAAUGACUGCUUUCAUCAUUCAGCAGCGGGACUUGAAACCAGCCGUCGACUUGUUCUUCUCGAAAAUCUGAUGCUGAGUUUGUUUUUUUGUGCUAUUGAGACAUUUUGUUGAUUUUCAAAAGAGAAAUUUUGGAGCCGAAAAAGACCAGCCCUGCCAAAGGAAGGAGGUCCACCCGGUGGACACCAGCGAGCGAAACUUUCCCCGAACUGUACCGUCCAGCUCCCAAGUUGCUGAAGGAAUCUAGGAAUCGCCCCUCUUGUACCAUAAAAGUGUGACUGUCUAUAAUACGUUAGAGGUCCUCGGAGCAGUUUAACAACACGAUAGCCAAACGGAGAUUUUCACGUCUUUGAAGAAGCUGCUCCUCACCAUUACGGAACCAUGUGGAUUGAUCAUGUGUGUGUGUCACUCCCUUGUCGUUUUCUUUCAAGUCUUCCAAGUACAUCUAGCCUCUUUUACAGAUAUCAUUUCAGUCUUUUCAGGGAAAAGCCGAAGCUUUAGUCUAUCAUGCAAUACCGAGCAAAGAGGAAUCACAGUGGUCAAAGAACAGACUCAUUUAUUUAUUGACUUGAUUUUAUUAUAUUUUAUUCGAGUGUAUUUUUACUGUACUGAAGGAUGUAAAUGUAUGAUAUGGUCAUCAAACACAAUGUUUCUUCAUAUAAUGUUAAUAAUUGAUUGUUAUGUUUUUCUACCGACCACCGUGUUGCGCGAUUUAUAACCAUGAAGACAAAAACCUGUUAUCUUCUCUAAGCAAUAGAUGUUUAAAAAGUGGAGGUGUAAAUGUAUGCAAAUUUGUUUGCAUUUUUUUUCUUUUUCUUCUUUUUUUCUUAGUGCCGCACUUACUUGGAAAAUUAUUUUUUUUCCAGAAGCUUUUGCUUUUCUGUCUGUGCUUGUCAUAAGAUGAUAGAUUACAAACAUAAUAUGGCCAGAAGGACUAUAAAUAUUAUCUCAAGCCAAUUAUAUAUGUAUAACUUCAGCCUCGAAAUUCUAUUGACAUUCUUUAAUUCUAAAGCAGUAUUUGAACUUUAAGAAAAAUAGCACUUAGGAAGACAUAGAAGCAUCGUAAGCUUAGUUUCACAAUGGUCCUGAUUUUUAUGAGAGAGAUCAUACACAUGAUAUAAUCUUCUUCCAAAUGACAUUUUUAGCAGAGGCUCAAGUAUCAAAGCAAGCGAUCCACAGCCUUCAUCAGAAAUAUGUCCCUAUUAGUAUGGGGUAUUUUCUGAAUAUUCUUAAGCAUUUUAUAUUGUAAAUUUACAGAUUAUAAACCGACACAAAAGACAUUUUAUUGGAACAGAGCAAAGAGGGGAAAAAAAGAAUGAAAAAUUAGGAAAAAUAUGUAGUUCAGCUUAUUGGUGUUUCAUGCCUGCUGUGUUUUUUUCCUGAAACAUCUCUGUUUUGUUUUUUUUUCUGUCACAUGCAAAAGAUGUAGUGUACCACCCGUGGUGAUCACAGGUCUCACUCUUCAGUAUGCGUUGAUAUUCUUUCUGUUUUUUCUUUUGUCAUUUUGGUUCAUUUUUCUUUUUAGAGACGGUAGAAUUAGAGACAAUACUGGAUGUAUGAACCCUCAGGAGCAAGAUGAUGGGUUCUCAAAUAACCUUCUAAAAAAAGAUUAGUUGCCGCUAGAUCAAUGAUCAAUAUAAUCUAUGCUGAUAUAUAAGUAAAUAUAUUUAAAAGGAGGUGCAUUAUAUGUACAAGCAACCAUCUGUGUAACUCCUAUCUUCUAGACUAACACUGAAUAGCAUAGGUUACAAUGAAAAAUGGUUUGAAAAAGUACCUUUUUUCUUUCCCAUCUUUCAGAUUUUCCUUAUCUUUUAACAAAAUGCUGUAAAAUAAGGCCUUCAUGCUGAACUCCAUUGGUAUAUAUCUCGACUCUUUAAGGUUGCAAAGCGAAGAAACAUUUUUGUUUGUUUUGGUGUAUGAUCGGUUUUCAAAACUAUCACUUUGACUUUGUGUUCUUAAUGAAAUGACGAGAAAAAAAAAGAUGAAAGAACAGAUCAUUUUCAAGGCAAACGGGAAACGAAGGUUUUUAGUUGCUUUUUCUAAGUCUUGUUCUAUAAAAACACUGUAUUUAUCAUUAGCUAUUCAAAACUCUUAAUAGAUUGUACAUUGGAAAGGUUAGUAUAAUGUGACUUUAGAUCGUAUCGUUCAUGGCAACUCAUCAGAUGGUUAAAACAUGGGGUUUGGGGGGUCUUGUUGUUGGGAAGAUGAUUUCUUUCUUGUUUUUUUGCUUUUUUUUUUUUUUUUUUUGUGUUGUCUUUACCUUGAGGUGAUCGUGAUGAAAACGAAGCGAUAUGGAACUAGACAUGCUUUCUUAUUCUGGUCAGUUUUGUACGAUUUCGCGAAAAACAAGAGCAAGUGGUUCCGAUCUACACUCAGAUAUGCAUUUUCCAAGUUGCUUUUAGUGCACAAAAUGAAAAACAAAGUACUUUUAUGUACUGUGUAAUUUUGGACUAAACGGCACACAGCACUCUCGACCCAUUGAAAGACAAUUUUACUGUGUCUUUUAACACUCAUCUGUCCAGCAUAGAAAUCAAAGUGUAAUUUAUCCAUACCCAUGAUGACUUUUUUUUAGAGAUAUUUUCUUAUUUAAAGCAAUAUGACGGUACGACGUACAGUUGUUGUACAAUUUAAUUCAAUUAGUGAUCAAAUGCUGUAUUUAUUGAACUAUUUUGCAAAUUAUGUACAAUGUACAAUGUACAAACAACUGCUAUUCUUAAAUGUUGAAGAGGUUUUAGGUGUUGGUUGUAUUUAUUCAUGCAUUGACGCGUCUGCCAAACGCAUCUAGAUUCCUGGCAGUCUAAAGCAGAAACAAGUGUGGGAGAGGACGAGAUCCAGAGGGAAAAAGGGGAAAGAAUGAAAAAGCAUUUGAUCAAUAUGAUGAUGAUAUAUUUCAACCCAGGAGUUGCUGAAACAAGCUGUAGUGAGAAUCAUGUCUGUAGUUUUUAGAUGUGCUCCACAUCGGUAAAACUAUUAACUGUAUAUUUUUUGUGAUGUGCAUCAUUACAGUGUGCUCCAAACAAUAUGUCCAUUUGUGUAAAUGUAUUUAUUUUACAUUGUAUAUAUUGUUAAAUGCAAAAAGAGAGACCUAUGAUUCUGUAACUACGAUCAGUUCAGAUGUGUAACUCCAAUUAUGCCUUUCAGGAUAAAAGUAGAGCAAUAUUAAACAUGCUUCCAGUU
This is a messenger RNA of Carassius gibelio (silver crucian carp), 5132 nucleotides long. Its product is annotated as estrogen-related receptor gamma-like. Gene Ontology annotation, molecular function: sequence-specific DNA binding; DNA-binding transcription factor activity; zinc ion binding. The transcript is spliced from 8 exons. Gene Ontology annotation, biological process: regulation of DNA-templated transcription. Lineage: Eukaryota; Metazoa; Chordata; Actinopteri; Cypriniformes; Cyprinidae. The record is from RefSeq and is a predicted model, not a curated record. Bases 191 to 1717 code for a protein of 508 amino acids. Gene Ontology annotation, cellular component: nucleus.